Odocoileus virginianus texanus is the source of this 852-nucleotide messenger RNA. The record is from RefSeq and is a predicted model, not a curated record. NCBI's taxonomy places the organism in Eukaryota, Metazoa, Chordata, Mammalia, Artiodactyla, Cervidae.
GGACUUGGAAAACAGUGUGGGUGAGCUUAGUGAAGGACAGAGGCUGACAGCAGCAGCAGCAGAGAACAUCUUCAUGGGACUUUCCGCAUAUGUGCAGCAACCUGUGGCUAAGGCAGAGUCUUCAGAUGAAAAAUGUGCUCUUAAGCCAUCAUCUCAGCAAUGUGACACAGUUGCAGCAGAUGCUGUUUAUGAAGAUUUAUGUGCUAGUCAUGGUCCAAUGAGUUUGGGAGAAUUGGAGUUGCAGCCAGAUCCUCACAUUACUCUUCCCACGACACUUGUGACAGCACAAGAAAGUGAUGUUAAAUCACCGGAAACCGCUGAGCACGGUCCUCAGUACCAACAAAAGCAAGACCAAGAUGUUAAGCAAGUUGAACACAAGCCAGUUCAAAGUCAUUUAAUACGUGUAAGAAAUAAAUCUGAUAUUUCACUUUCACAGCAGCAAGCUUCACCAGGUGAUACGGAUCAGACACAAAUUGAGCCCAGUCUAUACCUCACAUCUUUAUUUACAGGGGGUAAAGCAGUUCCACUCUUCACUUCUCAGACGUCACCUGCCAAGAUGUCUGUGACACUACCCUCAGUGAGCCUGGAAGACUACUCUCAGUCUCUGAGCAUUGGCACUGGCCAGGGGGACGCGGAAUCCUCAGGAGCAGAUACCUUCUGAAUGCCAAGUGAGAGCCAGUACAAUACUUGUGGCUGGUGGUUUUGAGGUCAUUUUCCUCUGGCAUAAAACCAUCUCUCAGGCUAUUUUGGUCCUUCAACAUAUUCAGAAAAACAAUUUAAAAUUUUUUAUUGAAGUGGAAAGCAUAAUUUGGGUAUUUAGGUAACAUUUUUAAAUAAAAUAAUUUAAAUGGC